AUGACAGUGAACAAGGAGGCAGAACUUAGAAGAGAGAUCGAAGCUUUAAAGAAGGAAAACAAGGAGCUAAAGGCUCAAAAACUGAAUGACAAUAAGAAAAGUGUGUGUGCUCUAUCCUUAGAAGAAUACCGUCGUUAUGGUCGUCAAAUGCAAGUUCCUGAAUUUGGAGGUUUAUCCUCACAGCUUAAGCUGAAGAAUUCAAAAAUUUUGGUUAUCGGAGCUGGAGGAUUGGGGUCUCCAGCUUUGUUGUACCUUGCAGCGGCCGGUGUCGGAAAAAUUGGUAUCGUUGAUAAUGAUGUGGUGGAUAGAACGAACUUGCACAGACAAAUAAUUCACGAUACAUCUACUUUGAAUCUGAAUAAGGCAGAGUCGGCCAGGAUAAAAAUGAGAUUGUUAAAUUCAAAUAUCGAGGUUGUUACAUACCCUGUGGCCCUGACUAACUUGAACAGCUUUCAGAUAGUAGAGCCUUAUGAUCUUGUUCUGGACUGUACUGAUACACCAGCCAGCAGGUACCUCAUAAAUGAUACCUGCGUUCUUUUAGGAAAGACGAUCAUAUCAGGUUCUGGCCUUAGAACUGAAGGGCAGCUUACUAUCUUGAACUUUCACAAACAAGGGCCAUGUUAUAGAUGCUUUUACCCCACCCCACCUCCUCCAAAUACUGUCACAUCAUGCUCAAACGGUGGAGUCAUUGGACCGUGUAUUGGAGUAUUAGGUACAAUGAUGGCUGUGGAGGCAUUAAAGUGUGUGGUUGGCUUUUAUACACAGGAAAACUUCCAUCCAUUCCUUACGCUUUACUCGGGAUUUGCUCCAGGUCAGAAGCUACGGACUUUCAGGAUGCGCUCACGGAUGCCAAAGUGUAAGGUCUGUAACCCAGAUGUUCGUGAAAUCACCAGAGAGAAAAUAGAGCAAGGUGUCAUAGAUUAUAAAGGAUGGUGUGGGGCUAUGAAUUACAAUGUGUUGAACCCACAAACCCAACGAAUAACAGCAAAGCAGUUAUCUAAGGUUGAUUUCUCGGAUGUGGAGCAUCUAAACCCUUUGCUAGAUGUGAGGCCUCGUAUUCAGUACGAUAUUUCCCAUAUUGAUGGUUCAAUCAACAUUCCAUACGAUGAUCUUUCGAGGUCGAAAAGUGUGUUGGAGGGUUUGGAUCCACACAAGAAAACAUAUGUGAUAUGCCGCUUUGGUAACGACUCUCAACUAAGCACAAAGAUCCUGCUGGAACGUAACUUCGAAGAUGUUAAGGAUGUCAUAGGAGGUCUCGAUUUGUGGAAAAAGGAUGUUAAUGCAGACUUUCCAUCUUACUGGUAG
Brettanomyces bruxellensis is the source of this 1305-nucleotide messenger RNA. RefSeq lists its product as uncharacterized. The transcript has a single exon. Gene Ontology annotation, cellular component: cytoplasm; cytosol. The record is from RefSeq and is a predicted model, not a curated record. Lineage: Eukaryota; Fungi; Ascomycota; Pichiomycetes; Pichiales; Pichiaceae. The coding region runs from base 1 to 1305 and encodes 434 amino acids. Gene Ontology annotation, molecular function: thiosulfate-cyanide sulfurtransferase activity; adenylyltransferase activity; URM1 activating enzyme activity. Gene Ontology annotation, biological process: protein urmylation; tRNA wobble position uridine thiolation.